Galleria mellonella (greater wax moth) is the source of this 1284-nucleotide messenger RNA. RefSeq names its product N-acetylneuraminate lyase-like. The transcript has 7 exons. The coding region runs from base 278 to 1198 and encodes 306 amino acids. Gene Ontology annotation, biological process: N-acetylneuraminate catabolic process. Gene Ontology annotation, molecular function: N-acetylneuraminate lyase activity; 4-hydroxy-tetrahydrodipicolinate synthase activity. The record is from RefSeq and is a predicted model, not a curated record. Lineage: Eukaryota; Metazoa; Arthropoda; Insecta; Lepidoptera; Pyralidae.
AUAUAAAUAUUAAAAUAUUUUUAAUAAACAGUGGAACAAAAAAUAAAUAUUUUAAAUAACUUUCAUACCAGCAUUAAGUUAAUUCAUGUUUAGUUAUGUACAAUAUUGUGGUUAUUUGUUAUGGGAUAUCAUUAUGUAAUAAGCAAGUCGUGUUGCAAAUAUAAUAUACAACUGUAGGUAUAACCACAUUGACAUAUAAACUGAAUGUUGUGGUUAUAGAAUUCCAGUUUUCUACUGUCUUUCGUGGAGUGACAGCGAUUAAUAUAACAACGUUAACAUGGCUAGUAUACAAAUGGCCGAUAUUAAAGGCGUGCUCGCUCCAGUAUUCACACCAGUUGACGACGACGGACUCUUGAACACAAGAGUUAUACCAGAAUAUGCGCGCUUCUUGAACAAACAUGGCAUCAAAGGAAUACUUGUUGGUGGCACGACGGGAGAAGCUGUCACCCUCACUUUGGAUGAGAGAAAAGAUGUAUUACAAACUUGGAUAAAGGAAGCCCAACAGUUUAAUAUAAAAGUCAUCGCUCAAGUCGGAGGAGUGCCGUUUCCAGAAGUCUUAGCAAUGACCAUGUAUGCAGAAAUGACCGGUGCGAACUGCAUCAUGACCCUGCCAGAACUGUUCUUCAAACCAAAAACUUGUGAACAGCUCGUCUCCUAUUUGGAACUGGUAGCUCAAGCCGCGCCAUCACUCCCACUGCUGUACUAUCAUUUUCCUCAGAUGACUGGCGUAGAUUUAAACAUGAAGGACCUCUUCGACAUGGCAACAUCGAAAAUACCUAACUUCAAAGGCAUAAAAGCCGAUUUCGAAGUGGCCAAGGAAUUUGCUAAUCUUGCAGAUGAUCAGAGGAUAUUCAUUGCAAAUCAUCAUUUAUUACUACCGACAGUAUACGGCCUAGAUUCCAGUAUAGCAACAGUGACGAAUAUAUUCCCGGAUGUGGUGCAAGAUUUAGUAAAAUUGAUGAAAGCUGGUGAUGAUUUGAGAUCUGCAGCCCUGCAGAGGAAACUGGAUGAACUGGUAUCUGGCAUAACUGCUCAAGGUGAUUUUGUACCAACCAUGAAGGCCGCGAUGCAGUUGGUAACUGGAAUCAAGGUUGGACCGCCGCGGUUGCCUCAAAUCCCUCUCAGUGAUACGAGUGUAGCCCGCAUCGCUGAUCAUUUGAAGAAUUGCGGUUUAAGCUUAGCCGUUAGUGAGGAGUAAUUUGUAAUCCAAAUCAUACUUAUAUAUAUUUGGGAUGCAGUGUCGCAUAUAAUGAAUAGAAAAAUAUAAAGUACUUAAUAAUAAUA